AAUGUUUCACUAUUAUCAUGACCAACGGUUGCUCUUCUUUUUAUAACUUUUAAGAGUUUCAAUCUCAUACAAGAUCAUUCUCUCUUCUAUCUAUCUAUAUACUUCAGAAAAAAGAAUCAUGCGAAUUUUCCAUCAAAUUUUGCUGCUUUUAUGAAAAUUGAUCCGAAAUUCAGCAAUUAUACGGGUGAAAAUGGCGGGGGCCAAUGUGGAUCAAAACUUUAAUGAAACGAGCAAAGCGAGAUUGCUGCACAAUGGUUCAGAGUAUGGAUUGGAUGCUUCAUUUUACAUUGAAAAUGAAGGAUUUUGGCGUCGAUUACGCAAUCGAAUUAAUGAAUUUUGCAGUAAUGUUAAACAAGGUUCAUUCAAGGCAAUUGAGAUGGGUCGUAAGGAUCCAAGGAAAGUCAUUUUCGCUGCUAAGAUGGGUUCAGCACUUUCCCUCGUUUCGGUUCUCAUUUUCUUUAAAGAACCUCUAUCCUAUAUUGGUACAUACUCCAUUUGGGCCAUCCUCACCGUUGUCGUUGUAUUCGAGUUCAGCAUAGGUGCGACACUUAACAAAGGAUUCAACAGGGCUUUGGGGACAUUGUCUGCUGCAGGGCUAGCUUUGGGCAUUGCCGAAUUAUCUGUUAUGGCUGGAAAAUGGCAGGAGGUUGUGAUUGUCAUCAGCAUUUUUAUUGCAGGAUUUUGUGCAACUUAUUUGAAAUUGUAUCCUGCAAUGAAGCAAUAUGAAUAUGGAUUUCGAGUGUUCUUGUUGACAUAUUGUAUUGUGCUGGUAUCGGGAACUUCACAUUUUUUUCAAGCAGCUGUUUCCCGAUUGUUGCUAAUUGGGGUUGGUGCUGGCGUCUGUUUACUUAUAAACGUUGGCCUCUUCCCCAUUUGGGCUGGUGAAGAUUUGCACAAAUUGGUGGUAAAGAAUUUUAAGGGUGUUGCUACUUCUUUGGAAGGUUGUGUCAAUGGCUAUCUGCAAUGUCUUGAAUAUGAUAGGAUACCGUCAAAAAUUCUUCUUUACCAGGCCUCUGAUGAUCCUGUGUAUAGUGGAUACAGGGCCGCUAUGGAGUCCACAAGCCAAGAGGAUUCUCUGCUAGGUUUUGCUGUAUGGGAACCCCCUCAUGGCCGUUACAGGAUGUUCAAUUAUCCGUGGGCUGAAUAUGUUAAAGUCAGUGGUGCAUUGAGGCAUUGCGCUUUCAUGGUCAUGGCUAUGCAUAGCUGUAUUCUUUCGGAAAUACAGGCAGCGUCUGAAUUGAGGCAGGUCUUUUGCAAGGAGAUCCAGAGAGUUGGGAUUGAAGGAGCUAAAGUGAUACGACAUCUCGGAGACAAAGUAGAAAAGAUGGAGAAACUUAGCCCCGGGGACCUUCUUGAAGAAGUUCAUGAGGCUGCUGAGGAUCUACAACUGUUGAUUGACCAAAAAUCUUAUCUUUUGGUUCAUGUGGAGAACUGGGAAAAUGCAAAUCGACCUAAGCAGUUUGAAGAUCCUGAACAUCUUCAGGAACUGAAGGACAACGAACCUAAACGCUUGGCGGUUAACUCCCUUAGUGAAGCAACUCUCAAUUUAAGGUCUGCUCAUACAUUGAAAUACCUGGAUACUCAGAAUCCAAAUGCAAGUAUGAAUAUUUCUGCUUCACAAUUAUGUUCCUCCGGGAAUGUGUUCAAUCAGAUGGUGUGGCCUUCACGGCUUUCAAUUCUUGGAGAUGUGAUUAUAAAUGAACGUGAAGUACGUACAUAUGAAAGUGCAAGUGCAUUGUCGUUGUCGACUUUUACUUCCUUGUUAAUUGAGUUUGUUGCAAGGCUUCAAAAUCUUGUAAAUGCAUUUCAACAACUUAGUGAGAAGGCAAAAUUUAAGGAACCUGUAGAUGCAGAGGAGGCAACUAAUUUCUAGAGCUGGCUGCUCAAUUUCUCAUGCUUCAAGGAUUAAGUCAAUUUUUUUCCUAACGCUAGUCAUGAAGAUGCUAUCAGGCAACAACUCACUUAGGUAAAUAUAUACUCGGAAUGAAAAUUUCCUACGAAGCUGAAGGUACGUUUUACCUAAGAGAUGAUAACAAAGUAGUAAGAUAUAUAUCUAUGAGAUGUCAAGAAAAUGGAUUUUAGUUGUGCAGCAAGGUGAGGAAUUGCAGCGUUUGAGAUUACAGAAAGCUGACUUGCUCAGCUGAAAAAAGUGAAUUUGGGUUGAUAUGAUUAUAGUUGUAAUUCUGUAUUUGUAACCUCUUUUUCCAGAUGGCAAGGGGAAGAGUUGUUUCACAAAUAUUUUAUGUCCAGUUGGGAUAAUUUUUUGUAUCUGGUUAAAGCUGAUGGAUUUUGGCGAACAUUAUCUGGAAAAUGAAGCGUUGUUAUACAUGAAAUGUAGAUAUAGUUAUUUGU
Messenger RNA from Nicotiana attenuata, 2352 nucleotides. RefSeq names its product aluminum-activated malate transporter 4-like. The record is from RefSeq and is a predicted model, not a curated record. Lineage: Eukaryota; Viridiplantae; Streptophyta; Magnoliopsida; Solanales; Solanaceae. Gene Ontology annotation, biological process: malate transport. The transcript is spliced from 6 exons. Gene Ontology annotation, cellular component: plant-type vacuole membrane. The coding region runs from base 191 to 1873 and encodes 560 amino acids.